Ipomoea triloba (trilobed morning glory) is the source of this 1828-nucleotide messenger RNA. Its product is annotated as enolase 1, chloroplastic. Gene Ontology annotation, cellular component: phosphopyruvate hydratase complex. Gene Ontology annotation, molecular function: magnesium ion binding; phosphopyruvate hydratase activity. The record is from RefSeq and is a predicted model, not a curated record. NCBI's taxonomy places the organism in Eukaryota, Viridiplantae, Streptophyta, Magnoliopsida, Solanales, Convolvulaceae. The coding region runs from base 198 to 1670 and encodes 490 amino acids. Gene Ontology annotation, biological process: glycolytic process. The transcript has 7 exons.
UCUCUUCCGAAGCACCAACCAACACCAUUUUCACCAACCUCUCUCUCUCUCUCUCUGCUUUCUUCGCCGCCAGACGGAUUGCCCUAUGCUCUCCACUUUCUUCCUCUUUAUAUACAUUCAACGCUCUCCGAUCUCCAUUCCCCCUCUCUCUCUCUCUCUGUCUGCGCAUACAUAAUUAAAGAAUCAAGAUUUAUACGAUGGCUUUAGCUCCAGCUUCAGCUCAGCUAUCAAAACCGAUUUUUUCGAAGAAACCCUUUUCUCAAAAACCCCUAUUUUCAUUGCCCGCAACCUCUAAUGUUCGGCCGCGGCAAUCUGCAAUCCGAUGCUCCGUGGCGGUGGCUCCCACGACGGCCGCGGCGCCCGCGGCGGCGAAGGUGAAGUCCGUGAAGGCGAGGCAGAUCAUUGACAGCAGGGGGAACCCGACUGUGGAAGUUGAUCUGGUGACUGAGGGCGGGAAUGAUGCGCUGUAUCGAUCGGCGGUGCCCAGUGGAGCGUCCACUGGGAUCUACGAGGCUUUGGAGCUCAGAGAUGGUGAUAAGAGUGUUUAUGGAGGUAAAGGAGUCCUGAAUGCUGUGAAGAAUAUCAAUGAAAUCUUGGGUCCAAAGCUCGUCGGAGUUGAUAUUAGGAACCAGGCAGAUGUUGAUGCCCUUAUGUUGGAGAUUGAUGGAACUCCAAACAAAUCCAAACUCGGAGCAAACGCAAUCCUAGGAGUCUCCUUGAGUGUGUGUAGAGCUGGUGCAGGAGCAAAGGGCAUACCUUUGUACAAACACAUUCAGGAAUUAUCAGGGACCAAAGAGCUCGUCAUGCCGGUUCCUGCAUUCAAUGUGAUCAAUGGAGGCAGUCAUGCCGGUAACAAUUUGGCCAUGCAAGAAUUCAUGAUCUUACCAGUUGGAGCUGCCACAUUUGCCGAGGCACUUCGAAUGGGCAGUGAAGUGUAUCACACCCUCAAGGGAAUCAUCAAAGCGAAAUAUGGACAAGAUGCAUGCAAUGUUGGGGAUGAAGGGGGAUUUGCUCCAAAUGUGCAGGAUAAUAGGGAGGGAUUGGUAUUGCUAAUGGAUGCAAUUGAAAAAGCGGGUUACACUGGCAAGAUCAAAAUAGGCAUGGAUGUUGCAGCAUCAGAGUUCCUCACCAAAGACGGGAAGUAUGAUCUUGACUUCAAGAAUCAGCCAAACGAUGGCGCUCAUGUGCUUACCCCCGAGAGCCUUUGCGAGCUAUACAAGCAGUUUGUCAAAGAUUUCCCUAUUGUAUCGAUCGAGGAUCCCUUUGACCAAGACGAUUGGAGCUCAUGGGCAGCACUGCAAUCCGCCGUGGAUAUCCAGCUUGUGGGUGAUGAUUUAUUGGUGACAAAUCCAAAGAGAAUAGCUGAAGCCAUUCAGAAAAAGGCUUGCAAUGCUUUGCUACUGAAGGUUAACCAAAUAGGUACUGUGACUGAAUCAAUUCAAGCAGCACUAGACUCCAAAGCAGCUGGGUGGGGUGUUAUGGUUAGCCACAGAAGUGGUGAAACAGAGGACAAUUUCAUUGCAGAUUUGUCUGUUGGUUUAGCCAGUGGACAGAUCAAGACAGGCGCUCCCUGCAGAAGCGAACGUCUAGCCAAGUAUAACCAGCUUCUACGCAUUGAAGAGGAACUCGGGAACGUGCGCUAUGCUGGCGAAGCGUUCAGGGCACCAUGAGAAGGCGAAAUCUUGAUUAUACUAGCUAGAACUCAUUUAUGUUCAAUCAUGUAGGAAAAGUAUCUAUAUUCUUGAAGAAUAAGUUUGUUUUUAGAAGUUUUGUGAAAAAUGAGUUCUUUACUCUGCUUCAAUGAAUAUUUUGCCUGUAUUUUAGCCCA